This is a messenger RNA of Cyprinodon tularosa, 2203 nucleotides long. Its product is annotated as inositol polyphosphate-5-phosphatase A-like. Gene Ontology annotation, molecular function: inositol-polyphosphate 5-phosphatase activity. The record is from RefSeq and is a predicted model, not a curated record. Gene Ontology annotation, biological process: phosphatidylinositol dephosphorylation. NCBI's taxonomy places the organism in Eukaryota, Metazoa, Chordata, Actinopteri, Cyprinodontiformes, Cyprinodontidae. Bases 436 to 1677 code for a protein of 413 amino acids. The transcript is spliced from 16 exons.
AGCCUAUCCUCAGCUGACGGUGAAGGCUACGGUCCUGGCACAGCGUCCAGCUUCAGGAGGGGGAGUUUUACACAGCUCAAAAGGUUGGAAAGCCUUCCCCGCUGAAGCCUUUCAAGCGCACACCGUGGAUUACAACGGGAAACUUUUUCACGAUGGCACUGAGCGUGGAAAAGUAGCGCGAGAAGCAUCCGCCGCAGAAAACGGAGCCUCUCUCGCUGCAAAGCAACAACUCCUGCUUAGAUGCACGAACACUGCUGAGGAAAAAAAAUAUGCUCCAGCCCAGCCUCUGCAGCAGCACCAAGAACCCCGGCUUCAAGCGCAGAUUCCCCGUCUUUUAACCACUUUCCCGUCGGCCCAUCACCCGGUUCGGUUCCAAAGCCUCUAAGCCUGCAGAGUCCGCCGUCAGAAAACCGAGCCUCCAGCAGCCGGAGAGCCAUGGCAGGGAAACUGACAGCCGCGCAGGACGCAGGGAUACUGCUGGUGACAGCCAACGUUGGAUCUCUGUUCGAAGAUCUUGAAAAUCUGAAGAAGACGUGGCUGAAAGAAUUUUACCAGACAGUACAAAUGCACAAGCCCCACUUCAUUGCCAUCCACUGCCAGGAGCUGGGUGGGAAGAGUGCAGAGACAUCAGCUUCAGAUGUCAACAGUUUUGUAAACGAGCUGUUCUACAGUGAUCCCAUGAAGGAGUUCACCAGAGCCCGUGCCUACCUCGAUCAGAACUACAGUUCCCCGGAGCUUUUCACAGCUCUUGGAAGUAUGUACUUUAUCCACGAUUCGUUGAAAAACAUCCGUCAGUUUGAUUUCGAAGCCAAACAAUUUCAGAAGUUAACUGGGAGGGAAAUCUGCGCAGAGAAACUACACAGCUCACCCAUGGUGGAGAGGGAGAAGUUUCCAAAGGAUUACUAUCCAGGGUCCAAGUUCUCCAGAAAAGGAUUCAUCAGAACUCGAUGGUCCCUGGCUGACUGUGCCUUCGAUCUGGUCAACAUCCACCUUUUCCACGACGCGAACAACGUUGUGGCCUGGGAGGAAAGUCCUUCCUCUUAUUCUGGGAUGAGGCAGAAGGCGCUGCGCUUUGUUUUAGACAGGAUCACAGACCAACGAUAUGACAAGCUGCCUUACUUCCUCUUUGGGGACUUUAACUUCAGGUUGGACUCCAGGACCUUAUUUGACACUCUCUGUUCUGCUGCCACCAUGCAGGCCGUCAAAGACCCCAACACCAAUGAAGUGGACAGGCUAAUAUUCAGAGAAAGUGGUAAUGAUCAAAAGGUUAUUCUACAAGUUCAAAAGAAGACUUUUGAAUAUGUCAACCAGAACAUUUUCCGGGAAAACAAUGGGACCUCACUUUUAGAGUUUGACAAGGAGCUGUCGGUGUUCAAGGAUCGGCUGCAUGAGCUGGAAAUCUCUUUCCCUCCCAGUUAUCCGUACAGUGAGGACCGGCAUCACGGGAAGCAGUACAUGAACACCAGAUGCCCCGCCUGGUGUGACCGAAUCCUUAUGUCACCUUCAGCUAAAGACCUGGUUGUAAAGCCAGAAAAUGAGGAGAAGUCUAUAUUGUAUGAUAACAUUGGGCCAAAUGUCUGCAUGGGGGACCACAAGCCCGUCUUCCUGUCCUUCCGAUUACCAUCGCGGGCAGGUAAACCUAAUGAAAAUAAGCGCAAGUGUUGUGUGGUGCAGUAAUUUCGUGGGAAUUCUUGCCAAAGGGGGUUAGAACAUAUUCCAUGAAGAGCCCCUGUGAAAACACCGGGGAGAAAAAAUACACACGCACAAACACACACACGCACACCCAGUUUGCACAAGCACACACUGAAGAUCCCAGACAAGCUUCUUUUAUUUUCAGCAGCGCUGAGUUUUUUUUCCGGACGGCUCAUCCGCUCCGUUCUCUCUCCAUAAAACACUUGUCGAGAUGCGGACGAGCACCCGAAGAGGGCCCCGGCUCUGUGCAAGAGAUGCACAUUGCUGACCUCAACGUUGCCAUGCAACCCAAAUACCCCAGAAGAAGAAGAAGAAAAAAAGACAAUCAAGGCAAUGAAUAAACCACCCCUUUUUUUCUUUUUUUUUUUGUUCAUGCCACAGCCUCAUUUCCAGAACUCUAAUCUAGAUCAGACAUACUACAUGCUUUUAGACACCGUUUACUGGCCAUGCUUAGGUAUGCCUAUAUGUAUAAAAGCUACUUUCCAGACAAUAUGUAAUGUGUUUUAAAAAA